CCGUGCCUGUCUCACUUCCCUCGGUCUAGGUUUCGCUGUGUACGAUGGCUCCGGAUUCGGGUCCCUUCCCCGAAGGGCCGCUCUUAAAACUGCUGCCUUUAGAGGCCAAGGACCUGGGCACCCAGCGCUGUCGCCUGGGCCCGGCCGCCCUCCGCGCUCUGGGCGCGCACUUGGGCUCGGCCGUGAGGAUCUCGCUGCCUGACGGCGGCUCCUGCCUCUGCACCGCCUGGCCGCGGCGCGACGGGGCGGACGGCUUUGUGCAGCUGGACGCGCUGUGCUGCAGCCCCGGGGCGGCCGUGAGGGCGCCGGGCCUCCGGGGGACGCUCCGCCUGAACCAGCUCCGCCUGGUGCCCUGCCCGCCCCUCCGGCGCCUCACCGUGUGGCCGGUGUUGCGGGAGCCGGACAGCGCGCCGGGGACCCCCAGCCCCGCCGCGGUGCUGGAGGCGGCUCAGGAGCUGCUGAGGAACCGGCCGGUGUCCCGCGGCCUCGUGGUGGCGGCCCCGCCCGGGGCCCCCGGCCCGGUGGCGGCGCUGCACGUCAUCGGCGGGGCGCCCGACCCGGAGCCGGCCGGCCUGGUCACCCCGCGCACCAGCAUCAGCCUGGGCCGCGAGCCCCCGGCGGAAGCGGAGCCCCGGCCCCCGGUGCCCCUGGGGGGCCUCUCGGAAGCGGCCGACUCGCUGCGGGAGCUGCUGCGCCUGCCGCUGCUGUACCCGCGCGCCCUGGCGGCGCUGGGGCUGGCGGUGCCCCGCGGGGUGCUCCUGUCGGGCCCCCCCGGCGUGGGCAAGACGCAGCUGGUGCGCGCCGUGGCGGGGGAGGCGGGCGCCGAGCUGCUGGCGGUGAGCGCGCCGGCGCUGCAGGGCUCGCGGCCCGGCGAGACGGAGGAGAACGUGCGGCGCGUCUUCCAGCGCGCCCGGGAGCUGGCCCGCCGCGGCCCGGCCCUCCUCUUCCUGGACGAGCUGGACGCCCUGUGUCCCAGGCGGGGCGGCGCGCACCGCGCCCCCGAGAGCCGCGCGGUGGCCCAGGUGCUGACGCUGCUGGACGGCGUCGACGGCGACCGCGACGUGGUGGUGGUGGCGGCCACCAACCGGCCCGACGCGCUGGACCCGGCUCUGCGCAGGCCCGGCAGGCUGGACCGAGAGGUGGUCAUUGGGACACCCACACUUAAACAAAGAAAGGCAAUUCUGCAAGUGAUCACUGCAAAGAUGCCUAUCUGCAGUCAAGUGGAUUUGGACCUCCUCGCAGACAUGACAGUUGGCUACGUGGGCGCUGACCUGAGCGCACUCUGCCGGGAGGCUGCCAUGCAUGCCCUGCUUCACAGUGAGAAGAACCAGGACAAUCCAGUGAUUGAUCAAACAGACUUCCUUGAAGCUUUUAAAAAGAUUCAGCCCUCUUCAUUUCGAAGUGCCAUUGGACUGAUGGACAUCAAGCCUCUUGACUGGGACCAGAUAGGGGGCCUUGAAGAUGUAAAACUAAAGUUAAAGCAGAGUAUUGAGUGGCCCCUGAAAUACCCUCAGGAAUUUGUUAGGAUGGGCCUGACACAGCCAAAGGGCCUUCUCCUGUACGGCCCCCCUGGGUGUGCUAAGACCACCCUGGUGAGGGCCUUGGCCACAAGCUGUCACUGCUCUUUUGUAUCAGUGAGUGGAGCUGACCUCUUUUCACCUUUUGUUGGAGAUUCGGAAAAAGUCUUGUCUCAGGUGUUUCAGCAAGCAAGAGCACAUACUCCAGCAAUUGUGUUUUUGGAUGAAAUUGAUUCAAUCUUGGGAUCUCGGUCAGUUGGCAAAACAGAAUGUGAUGUUCACGAGCGUGUUCUUUCUGUUCUCCUGAACGAAUUAGAUGGCGUUGGACUUAGGAGCACAGAGAGAAGAGGAAAUAAAUCAGAACAACAGGACUUUCAGGAAGUUUUGAACCGCAGUGUUAUGAUUGUUGCGGCAACAAAUAGACCUGACGUGUUAGAUGAUGCCUUGCUAAGACCUGGAAGAAUAGAUAAGAUUAUCUAUAUCCCACCUCCAGAUGAGAAGGGCAGGCUUUCGAUUUUGAAAGUGUGCACCAAAAACAUGCCGUUAGAGUCUGAUGUUUCCUUGGCAGACCUGGCAGCAGAAACGUGUUUCUUUUCUGGAGCUGAUCUUACAAACCUCUGCAAAGAAGCUGCCUUGCUGGCUCUCCAGGAAGAUGGACUGGAUACAGCCACAGUGAAACAAGAACAUUUUCUAAAAUCACUUAAGACUGUGAAACCAUCCUUAAGUCACAAGGAUUUGACUUUAUAUGAAAACUUAUUUCAGAAACAAGACUUUGCUGACUUGGAGGAUAUUUAAAAAUGACAUUCCUGCUCAUGGAUUGGAACUUGGACUUGCUUUGUAGCUUACAUUUUUAUACUUUGGGAGUUUGUAUAUAUUUUAUUUCCUGUAAAUUAAAAAGAAAAGCCAUGUUUUAUAAA
Molecule: messenger RNA, 2434 nt
Organism: Erinaceus europaeus (western European hedgehog)
Lineage: Eukaryota; Metazoa; Chordata; Mammalia; Eulipotyphla; Erinaceidae
Gene: AFG2B
Product: AFG2 AAA ATPase homolog B
Exons: 8
Coding region: 45-2312 (755 amino acids)
Molecular function (GO): ATP binding; ATP hydrolysis activity
Source: RefSeq, a predicted model, not a curated record